AUGCUGAAAUUCGCGCGGUGGCAUUUUUUCUCUAGAGCUGCAGCUGUCGCCUCAGAUAGUCAGAUCAGACAACCUUUCUUCACCAACAACACAACAUAUCUCCUUUUUUCACCAACUCCAAGUGGACCUUCACAAGCCACCGCCGUCCAUCUACAACAGCCACCACCGUCGACCUCUAGCAGCCACCGCCGUCGACCUAUAGCAGCCACCGCCGUCGACCUCCAGCAACCACCGCCUGCAACCUCCAGCAGCGCCACAGCCCGCAACCUCUGCCAUCUCAUUUGCCGCUUCAGCUAUGGUUUGAUAGGGAAGGCUUGCCGGCGACCUCCAGUGGCGACCACCAGCUGCGAAGAGUCGAAGACGUCCAGUGCGUCGACCUCCCUCCAGCUGCAACUUCCACCGGCGUCCCCUGCUCAUCAGUGUCCUCAACAACCGGGUGGUGUUGAGUGUGGAUACUAUACUAUGAAGUAUAUGCAUGAACUAUGCACAAAAUAUUCCACGUUCACUUCUUUGGAUGAGGGUUUUCAAGAGACUAUGGCAUACUCCAUAGAAGAAAUUGAUGAGAUUUGCGAAACAUGGGCCAAGUAUUUUUAUAAUGAAUGUGUAUAA
Molecule: messenger RNA, 609 nt
Organism: Ipomoea triloba (trilobed morning glory)
Lineage: Eukaryota; Viridiplantae; Streptophyta; Magnoliopsida; Solanales; Convolvulaceae
Exons: 4
Coding region: 1-609 (202 amino acids)
Source: RefSeq, a predicted model, not a curated record